Naegleria gruberi is the source of this 5331-nucleotide messenger RNA. RefSeq lists its product as uncharacterized. NCBI's taxonomy places the organism in Eukaryota, Heterolobosea, Eutetramitea, Acrasida, Naegleriidae. The coding region runs from base 1 to 5331 and encodes 1776 amino acids. The record is from RefSeq and is a predicted model, not a curated record. The transcript has a single exon.
AUGUCAAACUUUGAAGAUGCUAGAAUUGUCACAUUGAACGCUAAUGGAGGAUCAAGCUAUGAUCAUUCAUGUGAUGGCAACAAUAAUUCUGCAUAUUCCAUUCUGUUAAAUCAUCGAAUCUAUUUACGUAAUCAAGUUGUUAAUCGUCAGAAACAAGCUUUCGAACAUUUGGAACAAUUAUUCGAAGCUUUUGGACGAAUUGAUGAUGAUUACUUUGCCGUUGACGAUUUUUUAACAGAAAAUCCAUUCCCAGACAAUGAUUGUAAACUAGUGUUUUUGAAAGCUCUCCCUAAACGAGGCAAUUUAUUAGAAAAUGCAUCCGAUUCUUUACGAAAUGAUAAAGAAUUAGUUCUAUUGGCCAUUAAAGAAGAUAAAUCAUCCAUCAAAUAUGCAUCAGACGAAUUGAAAAACGACAGAGAAAUUGCACUAAUUGUUCUUGAAGAUGCUGGUUCUAAUUUGGAAUAUUUAUCUGAUGAAUUGAAAGCUGAUUAUGAAAUUGUGAAAAUUGCAGUUCAGAAUGAUGGAGAUGCUUUCCAAUUUGCAUCAGAAGAAUUGAGAGAAGAUAAAGAAUUGGCACUCAUAGCUUUGGAUAAGAGUGGCUCUGCACUUGAAUUUUGUCCAGAAGAAUUGAAAGCUGACAUUGAUAUUGUGAUUAGUGCAAUUGCCAAGUCAUAUAAUGGAACUGUUUUUUCACAUGCUCAUCCAAAGUUCAGAACUGAAAAGGAUCUUUGUUUGAAGGUUUUGAAAGGUGUAAAGGAAGAAGGAUGUUCAUUCUUUUUCGGUUCAUUAGUGAGCGAUUUAUCUGAUGAAUUGAAACAGGAUCGUGAAGUGGUUGAAGCUGUUUUACUGGUAAAUGGAAGUGAUUUAAGGGAAAUACCAGAAGAAUUGCAAAGUGAUAGAGAUUUGGUGUUGAAAGCUGUCAAAUCAGAUGGAUAUGUGAUGGAAUAUGUUGUGGAUGAGUUUAAAUCUGAUCAGGAAAUUGCCCUUGCUGCCAUUUCUAGUAAUGCCAGAGCAUGUGGAUAUGUUUCUGAUGAAUUGAAACAAGAUAGAGAGUUUGUGAAACAAGCUAUCAAGAUUAAUGCAGAUGUAUUGGAAUACGUUGAUGAUUCCUUGAAAGAUGAUAGAGAAAUUGUCAAAAUGGCUGUUAGAAAGAAUGGUCGUAUUGUUGAAUAUGCUUCAGAUAAUUUGAAGAAUGAUGAGGAAAUUGCAUUAAUUGCCCUCGAAGAAGAUCCAAGAGCUCUCAGCUAUCUCUCAGAUGAUAUCAAGAAUAAUAUUGAAAUUGUCAAGAAGGCACUCAGAAAGAAUGGCUCAGUUUUAGAGUAUGCCUCUGAUGAAAUCAAAGAAAAUAUUGAAAUUGUUAAGGCUGCUAUCAAGGUUCGUGGUUCUGCUUUGGAAUUUGCCCCAGAAGAAGUUAAAUCUGACAGAGAGAUUGUCAAACAAGCUGUCAGACAAGAUGGUUCAGCUCUUGCUUAUGCUUCUGAUGAAUUGAAAGAUGAUUUUGAAAUUGUAAAGCUUGCCCUCUCUUCGAACACUAAUGCUUUACAAUAUGUUUCAGAUAAUAUCAAGAAUGAUAGAGAUUUAUGUUUGCAAAUAAUCAAACUCAAAUCUAGCUUCUCAAGAUGGGGCUCUAUCCUGGAAUAUUUGAAUGAUGAAAUGAAGAAUGACAGAGAGAUUGUUAUGGAAUUGGUCAAGAAUAACGGUAGAGAACUUGAAUUUGCCUCUGCUGAGCUCAAAAACGAUAAGGAAAUUGUCCUGAUGGCAGUCUCUGAAAAUGGCUCAGCAUUGGAGUAUGCUUCGAGUGACCUCAAGAAUGACAGAGGGGUCGUGUUGAGAGCAGUAAUGAAAUCAGGAGAUGCUUUGGAGUAUACCUCUAAAGAACUCAAGAAUGAUAGAGAAAUUGUCUCAACUGCAAUUAGAAUGGAUGGUAGAGCAUUUGCUCAUGCCAGUGAUGAAUUGAAAAAAGACAUUUCUCUUGUAAUGGUUGCAUUGGAAAAUGAUGGAAGAGUUCUUGAAUAUGUUACCAAGCAACAAAAAGAUGAUGAAAAGAUUGUUCUCUGGUCAGGUAAGGGCAAUUAUAAUUCUCUCAAAUUUGCUUCUGAAAGACUCAGAAGCGACAGAGAAUUUGCCAAAACAGUUUGUCAAUUUAAUGGUGGAAACAUUGAAGAUUUGCCAAAGUUUAAGGGAGAUAGAGAAAUUGCUCUACUCUCACUCCUUACCAAUCAGUAUGGAUUCAACGAUAUUGAUACAAAAUUAGGAGAAGACAGAGAAUUCAUGACCAAAUUACUCGAUCAUGGAAUUGCCGUUGAACCAAAGAUUCUCUCAGAGGAAUUAUUGAGUGACAGAGAUUUCAUCAAGAGACUCAUCAAGAACAAUGGAAGUGUCUUACAGGAGUGUGAACAUUUCAAGAAUGACGCUGAGAUUUACAUGAAUGCCUUAAAGUGCAGUUACAUUCGUUACUUCCCAUCAGAGUUGCAAUCUGAUAGAGAAAUUGUUAAGAAGGCAUUGAAAAUGGAUGGAUCUAUUUUGAGAUAUAUUGAUGAUGAAACUCAUCUUUCAGAUGCAGAGCUUGUCAAGAUUUGUGUUAGAGACAGCAGUUACGUUUUUGAACAUGCCUGCAAGGAAUUUGCAAGCAAUCUUCAAGUUGUAAUGACAGCUGUCAAGGAAAGAUCUAUUGAUGCCAUUGUUGAUCCAGAAUUUCUUUCUAAUAGAGAUUUUGUAAAGUUUGCAGUAUAUCUUGAUGGAAGAUGUUUAGAAUAUGCCAGUGAAGAACUCAAAGCUGACAGAGAAAUUGUCAAAAUUGCAGUUCAAGAAAAUGGUGAUGCUCUUGCAUUUGCUGCUCUUGAAUUGAGAGAAGAUUAUGAAAUUGUAUUGGAAGCUGUGAGAUGCAGUGGAGGUGCACUUCUCUUUGCUGGUUCCAAAUUCACCAAUGAUCGAUAUAUUGUCACAACAGCUGUGGAGAAUUAUUAUACAGCAUUCAGAUAUGCCAGUGCUGAACUCCAAAGAGAUAGAGAAUUUGUUAUGAGAAUUAUUGAAAAGGAACCAAACGUCUACGAAUAUCUUCCAGUUGAAUUAUUGAAUGAUAAGGAAAUUCUCAUGACUGCCAUUAGAAAGAGUGGAGAUUUAAUCAAGUAUGCACCACUUCAUCUUGCCUUACAAAGAGAUGUUUACAUGACUGCCAUUCAGUCCAGCAAGUAUUCCAUUAAUUAUAUUCCUUUCGAAUUGAGAAAUGAUCCAAAACUUGUCAAGAUUGCCUUGCCUUCAUGUGGUUUAGAAUACUUUAUCAGUCACGAUGAUAUUAUGAAUGAUAGAGAACUCUGCCUCAGAGCUGUGAUUGAAAAUAGAGAUAAUAUCAAGUAUGUUCCAGAAAAAUUCAGAAAUGAUCCUGAAUUUAUUAGUGAAGCUCUUGUAAAGCAACCUUUGGUUUUGGCCAAACUUCCUGAUCAUCCAUUGAGACAUGACAAACAAGCUUUACUGAAAUUAGUAAGAAUUGAAGGAUGUCUUUUGGAAUAUCUUCCAGAAAAUAUUAAGAAAGAUAGAGAAAUUGUCAUGACAGCUAUUCAAGAAUAUGGCUCCAGUUUACAAUAUGUAUUUGAUGAGGAAAUUCUCAAGGAUAAGGAAAUUGCAUUGGCAGCUAUGAAAACUGACAGAAGCGCCAUCAGAUACGUUCACGAGAGUUUGUUAAGUGACAGAGAUGUUGUUCUUGCUUCCUUGUACUAUGAAGGAGCUUCACUCAAAUAUUUGGACGAAAAUUCCAAGGAUUACAAGGAAUAUGCCAGAGUUGCUGUCAAGGAAAGCUAUGACAGUUUGAAAUAUGUCUCAAUUGAUUUGUGGGAAGAUAAGGAAUUCACAAAAUAUGCUGUUGAAUGUGACUCUACUGCUAUCAGAUAUGCCUGUAGUACUAUUAUUGAUAAGGAAAUUGCUAACGCUGCUUUGAAUCAUAAGGGUGUUGAAAUUCUUCAAUAUUUACCUCUCGAUUUGAGAAAUGAAAGAGAAUUUGCAUUGAAGGCAGUUGCCAAUAAUGGAGACUCUAUCAAAUAUCUCAAUGAACAUCUUAAGGAAGAUUUGGAAAUUGUUGAGAGAGCUAUUGAGAGCAGUAAGGACGCUUACAAAUUCAUUUCUAAGGAAAUGCAAAACAAUGAACAAGUUACCUUGAAAGUUGUCAAGAAGGAUGGUUUGUUGUUGGAUUAUGCUUCCAAUGAUUUGAAGAAUAAUUUGAGUGUUGUUUUGGCAGCUGUCAAGCAAAAUGGAUCUGCCAUUAGAUUUGCAUCUGAAGAUAUGAGAAAUAACAAACAAGUUGCUUUGGUAGCUCUCAAUCAAAGUGGAAAAUCAUUCGUUUAUCUUUCUAAGGAAUUACAACAAGAUUCAGAUGUCAAACUCUCACUUGCUCGUAAGAAUCCAAAAAAGGUUGACCAAUCCUUCGACACCUCUCACAUCAAGGAAGCAAUCAAUCACAGAGCUACUAUCCUCAAACUCGCCUCUGAUGAUUUGAAGAGUGAUUCCAAGUUUGUCCUCGAUUGUUUCAAGAAGAAUAGAAAAUCCCUCAAACAUGCCAGUGAAACCCUCAAACAAGACAGAGAAUUUGCACUAUUAGCAAUUGCCAUUAAUGGUCUUGCCUUGGAAUAUUUGGCAAUUCCAUUCAGAAGUGAUUACGAAAUUGUUCAAAAGGCAGUUUCAGUAAAUGGUCGUGCCUUAAAGUUUGCCUCUGCUGAUUUGCAAAACACCAAGCAAAUUGUUUUGGAUGCUGUAAAAAAUUGUGGAUUGGCUGUCAAGUUUGCUCCAUCAGAAUUGAAGAAGGAUUUGGAAAUUGCCAAGAUUUCACUCAAGACAAGUAAUGGUAAAUCAUUCGAAUUUUUGGACGAAUCUUUGAGAAAUGAUGAUGAAUUUGUUAGAGAGUCUGUCAAGAGAUAUGGAAAUUGCAUUCAAUUCUUGAAAUCUAACAAGAUUAACCGAGAAUUGUGCGAAUUAGCUCUCAAGAAGAAUGGUAGAUUGUUGGACUAUCUUCCAAAUGAAUAUACCUUUGAUAAGGAACUCGUUGCCGUUGCCACUAAUCAAUGUGUGAAUUCCAUUCGUUAUGCUUCAAGAUUCCUCAGAUCUGACAUUGAAUUCAUGACCCCUAUUAUCAAGAAGAAUCCAUUCCUCAUCAGACAUGCCAACCGUAUCAGUGAAGAUAUGGUAAAGGUUGCUGUCUCUACAAAUGGACUUGUAUUGAGAAGACUUGCUGAAAGAUUUAUCAAUAAGGAGACUGUUCGUAUUGCCAUUUCACAAAAUAAGCAUGCCAUUAGAUAUGUUGGUGAAGGAUUGAAGCCUGCUACUAGUACUUCAACCAUGUAA